Molecule: messenger RNA, 1494 nt
Organism: Magnolia sinica
Lineage: Eukaryota; Viridiplantae; Streptophyta; Magnoliopsida; Magnoliales; Magnoliaceae
Product: LRR receptor-like serine/threonine-protein kinase EFR
Exons: 1
Coding region: 1-1494 (497 amino acids)
Molecular function (GO): protein binding
Source: RefSeq, a predicted model, not a curated record
AUGAAAAAUGAGACCGAUCGAUUGGCAUUGCUCGCAUUCAAAGAUGGUAUUUCGGAAGAUCCUAUUGGUGUGUUGAGCUCAUGGAACAAUUCUCUCCAUUUCUGCCAAUGGGUGGGAGUCUCCUGCAGUCGCCGCCAGCAUCAAAGGGUCACGAGCUUGAACCUCACGGACCACAGCUUGGUGGGCUACUUAUCACCUCACAUUGGAAAUCUCUCUUUCCUGGGAAGAAUCGAUCUCUCCACCAACAAAUUCAAAGGUGAAAUCCCACAAGAAAUCGGCCGCUUGUUCCGGCUUCAGAUUCUCAACCUGACUGAAAAUUCGUUCCAAGGAGAAAUUCCAUUCAGUCUGAGCCACUGCUCAGAACUCCUAAUCAUUAGCAUUGCAUGGAAUCAGCUAGUCGGAGAACUUCCCCCCGAGCUUGGCUCUUUGUCAAAGCUCAAUUUUCUUUCUGCCAUGUUCAAUGAUCUCAGUGGAAGCAUCCCACCUUCGUUGGGGAACCUUUCCUCUCUCACCACCCAUUUUCUACGAGGUAACAGUUUCAAUGGGCAAAUUCCAAACCAGCUUGGUCAAUUGGCAACCAUGACCCGUCUCCAAAUGGAUGAAAAUCAGUUAUUAGGUACGAUUCCACCAUCGAUUUAUAAUCUCACAUCCAUACAAGUGAUUAGCGUUGCAGUUAAUCGGCUACAUGGAAGAAUUCCCCCCAACCUAGGCCUUGCUUUUCCACACCUACAAUGGAUUACUGCAGGAGCAAACCAAUUCACGGGAACGUUGCCAAUUUCAUUGUCCAAUGCUUCAAGUCUUGAAUUUGUUGAUUUUAGCUCCAACAGUUUUAGUGGACAUGUGCCUUUGAAUCUAGGAAGUCUUUCGCGUCUCUACCAUUUCAAUAUCGAGAGAAAUCAGCUUGGAAGCAGGGAAGGUGAUGACCUGAGCUUCCUCACUUCACUGACCAACUGCACCAAUUUAAAAGUCAUAUCUGCUUCUGUUAAUAAUCUCUAUGGUGAGUUGCCCGGUUCCAUUGCUAAUCCGACACAGCUAAACUUACUGGUUUUGGGAAGAAACAAGAUAUUUGGAAUCGUUCCCAAGGGAAUUGAGAAUCUCAUCAGCUUGUAUGGUCUGGGUCUGCAAGUGAACUCCUUGAAGGGUACUCUUCCAGAUUCUAUUGGGAAGCUUAACAAGUUGCAAGCCUUGAAUCUGUAUGGAAAUAAAUUUUCGGGCCAAAUCCCACCUUCAAUCAGCAACAUCACUCAAUUGACCAAUCUCUACUUGGAUGUAAAUGAUUUCCAUGGAAGCACACCAACGAAUUUUGGAAAUUUGGGAUUUAUGGAACAAUUGUUCAUUUCUGAAAAUAAACUCAAUGGUACCAUACUCAAACAAGUCGGCGCAGCUCAAAUCAACCUGUCUCAUAACUCAUUCACUGGGUCUCUCCUGCUGGAAGUUGACAACUUAGAAAAUAUCCGCUUGAUGGACAUCUCAGAGAACAAUCUAUCGGGGUGA